Molecule: messenger RNA, 1554 nt
Organism: Rotaria socialis
Lineage: Eukaryota; Metazoa; Rotifera; Eurotatoria; Philodinida; Philodinidae
Source: the annotation of a GenBank genome assembly
AUGGUGACCAUUAUCAAUUGUCUGUGUACAAUUGCUCGCACGAGUUCAUCAACAAACACCAACAGCCAUCGAAUUGAUCCUAUUGUUCGUAGCCUGAAACGAAUUGUCGAUACUGCCCUUCAAGAAGAUGCGCCCGAAGAUAUUGACAAUGACUCUUUAAUUGAGCAACUAAGUCAAAUACUUGAACAAGAAGAAGGCUUUCGAAUAGCUGAUCACAAACCAAGAUCAAUGUAUCAGACCGGUGAAGAUGAAUCAAGCGUUCCUGAUGGAUCAGGAGAUUUUAUUGGCGAUGAAAAGCUACCUUCAUUCUAUUCAAAUAUGAGUAUCGUAGCAUUUACGAUGGGACCGACUACAACUGUAUUUAGCAAAUACACACCUCUUACAAGUUCUCCAUGUCGGUGCGAAAAGGGUGAACGAGGAGAUAAGGGUAUUCCUGGAAUAUGUCCGGCAGAUUGCGCUGGUGUGGGAUAUCCUGAGCCGCAAAAGGAUUGUAUUGGCUCUCAUAUCAAUUUGGCGCAUCUUGCUCAAUCCAUUCGUCAAUUAAUUAUUGAUAGCAAAAAAAUUGCUUAUCGAAAUGCGCUUGCACUUCCUUGUGUAUGUACGCCAACAUCACCCUCAUCAUUAUUAUCUUCGACAACAACAUCGCCGGCAGUAUCGAGCCAAUUUACUCUUGACUAUAAUACCUAUGCUCGAUUAAAAGGUGAGAAAGGCGAUAGAGGAAUGAAAGGCGACAUUGGUACAUCAUGUUCAUCAACGUGUCUGCAAUCAGCACAGACCAAUGUACGCGUAUUUAAAACGUUGCAACAAGCUAUAGAUGCUUCAACAACUUAUCCUGAUCAUUCUUAUAUUCACAUUGUCAAUGACUAUGGACAAUUGCAAGGAGUUUAUAUUCGAGUUCACGGUCAAUUGAUACCAUUACGAAUAGAGAGCGAAAGCUCCCAUUAUGUACACGAACAGCCACUACCGCCGACGACAUUAUCUAUCCCGAAACCGCAAUGCACCACUACCCUCUCAUGUAAAAGCCUUCAUAUGUUUGCAAUUGGCCCAAAUGUACGUAAAAUGUGUAAUACAAAACGAACAAAUGCGAUGUGCUCAAAAUUAUCCGAUUACGAUAAUGUAUGUGAAAGUGCAUCUAAACGUCAAAAUUUAAGUGGCGUCUAUCGAGCAUUUAUGUCCACGAGUACAAAUUGGUUGUCUAAUCUAUUUGCUGGUGUUUGUGUCAGUGCAACCGUUGCUAAUUUGCAUGAACAAACUUUAUUUGACAACGUCGACGAUAUCUUUCAACAAAAGCCAGCUCAAAGUGAAAUUCUCGAUGUACAAGGAUUACGACCUCAAUUUCAAUACUGGUGGCACGGCACAAAUAUUAAUGGGACAGCUUCAAGCGAUACCUGUCACGAUUGGAGCCGUCAUGAUUCAAGUUUAUCCGGUAUUGCAAGUCGCAUACCAGACAGUAGACAUGGAUUAUUUCAUCAGCAACUUAAAUGGCCAUGCUCAAUAGGAGACUCAAAUAUGGGAAUCUUAUGUAUUGAAACAAACUGUCGAAAAGCUAAUUAG